This is a messenger RNA of Aspergillus calidoustus, 1356 nucleotides long. The record is from the annotation of a GenBank genome assembly. NCBI's taxonomy places the organism in Eukaryota, Fungi, Ascomycota, Eurotiomycetes, Eurotiales, Aspergillaceae.
AUGGGCGCAGCAGACAACAAUCCCCGAAAGAAGGGCCACUCAUCCACAUCAAAAGCACACAUCUCCAAGCAGCCAAUGACAUGGUCAAACUGGUACAAGCACAUCAACUGGCUCAACUGCACCUUCAUCCUCUUUGUCCCCAUCGGCGGUUGCAUCCUCGCAUGCUGGACCCCUCUUCGCCUCUACACAGCCAUAUUCGCCGUCGUCUAUUAUUUCAAUGCCGGUCUCGGUAUCACCGCUGGCUACCACAGAUACUGGGCCCACAGAUGCUACAAAGCAACCCUCCCGCUAUCCAUCUACCUCGCCGCCGCAGGCGUCUCCGCAGGGCAAGGCUCAAUCCGAUGGUGGUCCAAGGGCCACCGCUCGCACCACCGAUACACGGACACAGACAAAGACCCUUACUCGGUAAAGAAGGGGUUCUGGUACUCGCACAUUGGCUGGAUGGUCCUACACCAGGACCACAAACGGAUCGGACGCGCUGACGUCUCGGAUCUAGAUGAGGAUCCGGUCGUGAGGUGGCAGCAUAAGCACUAUAUCAAAUCGGCCAUUUUCAUGACGCUGAUCUUCCCGACGGUCCUUUGUGGGUUGGGAUGGGGCGAUUGGAAGGGUGGGUUCAUCUAUGGCGGGAUCCUACGGGUGUUUUUCAUCCAGCAGGCCACCUUCUGCGUGAAUAGCCUCGCACACUUCAUCGGCGAGCAGCCAUUCGAUGAUCGGAAUUCGCCACGAGACCACGUUAUCACUGCGCUAGUAACCCUGGGAGAAGGAUACCAUAACUUCCACCACGAAUUCCCAAGCGACUACCGCAACGCGAUCGAAUGGUGGCAGUACGACCCAACGAAAUGGAUGAUCUGGCUCUGGAAACAACUCGGCCUCGCAUAUGACCUCAAGCAAUUCCGCGCGAACGAAAUCGAAAAGGGACGCGUGCAGCAGAUGCAGAAGAAGGUCGAUACCAUGCGGUCAAAGAUCGACUGGGGGAUUCCGCUGGAGCAGUUGCCCGUCAUAGAGUGGGAUGAGUUUGUCGAAGCUUCCAAGACGCGUGCGCUAAUUGCCAUUGGUGGCGUUGUUCAUGAUGUGACGGCGUUCGUGAAGGAGCAUCCCGGUGGCAAGGCCUUUAUUGCAAGCGGGAUUGGGAAGGAUGCGACUGCGAUGUUCAAUGGAGGUGUGUAUCGGCAUUCGAACGCGGCGCAUAAUUUGUUGGCGUCGAUGAGGGUUGGAAUUGUGAGGGGUGGGUGCGAGGUGGAGAUUUGGAAGGGAGUGGGCAGAGUGGAGGGGAAGACUGGCGUUGAGACUCUGGCAGCCGGGGGUCAGGUUACUAGGAGGGCUCCUAUGGUCAAGGUAGAUGAGGCACAGCCUUGA